AUGGGUAGAGCAUCUAGCAAGCGUCACAUGACGACUCGGGGUCUUACCCUGGGGAUCAUCCUACUGGGCGACAUUGUGGCGGCCAAAUCUGCUGAAUACGCUGGCGAGAAUAGGGGUAUCGACACAGCCUCACUGAAGGAUAGAGGCUUCAUCUCCACAGGCGUUUUGGCUGCUGUCACCUCCAUAAUGGCGACCAGUGCCGCAGCCAGCGACACGAUAGCCUCAAUCUCCUCCAUCGCCCAAGAAACCACCUUGACAUCUCAGGACCGCACUCGGUCGAUCAUCUCCAACACUAACCCAACAUCCGCUGCUACGAGCGAGGCAGAAACAACCGCAAGUCUACCGUCUCUAACGACGGCCUCCGAUGGAACUCUUCACUGGCAGUCUGAAAUCGUCUCCGAGGCAGACGCUACAUCCGACGACGCACAAGUAGCGACUACUGCACUGGCUACUAGCACUGCAGGUGCUCUCACGUCCUCCGCUUCCCCAUUGAUCGACGAGCCUCACACUUCCAGCAACGAAGAGACAUCCGAGUCUCUUCAACAAGCUUCCACGACAACUGCGCUAUCAUCGCUCGCAUCUACCUCUCAUGGCAAAAGCACCGUCGUUAUUGCUGUUACUGACCAUGGAUCUGGAAGCUCAUCUUCUGCUCUAUCAGUAUCUGAUGUGUCUCUGUCUGGCCAGGUCUCGCAAACAAUCCUGUCUUCCGGUGUUCUAGCUUUCGAUGAGAACUCCUCCAGCGGUCUUGGAUCAGCUCAAUCCUCCACGGUACGCGCAUCGACACACGCCACCUCUCGCUCCGUCGCCCUCGACUUUGGCGAUGCCACGGCCAGCUCUCAUAGCAGCCAGAGUGUUUCGACGACGUCCUCUAGGGUAUCUGGCACUGCUUCGAAAUCAUCCUCCAUAGAUGGAGGGGGUGUGAUUGCCGCAGAAGUUGACAGUACGACAAGGUCAACUAGUUCCAAGAACACUGCUUCGGAUUAUAAUCUCGCUGGGUCUUCAAAGUCCACUGCAUCGGCCCAGAAGAGCUCAAGUGAUGCUCUAUCUGAAAGCAGUUCUGCCGCCACUGCUUCUGCCCAGUCCUCCGCCACCUCUGACAUCUUUGUCACCUCCGGAACCACCCUCACUGGCCAAGCUGCCAUUGCCGCCCUCGCCUCAGAGACCAGUACCGUUUCUACAUCUGGUUCCUCCAAAGCAAGUGCCGACUCGGACAGCGAUACAAAGGAAGACAGCAGUUCAUUGAGCUCGAUCGCCAUAGUGGGCAUCGUGGGCGGAGUACUGGUGGGACUGAUUGUGAUCUACCUAAUUUGGUAUCAAUGGCGAAAGAAGAAGGCUCGCGCAUCUCUUGGCGAUCAGAUACCAGACGAUCCCGAGGAAGACGAUUAUGACGAGAAACGUCGCCAAACCCGCUCAAGUUUUGGUGCGGACGAACCUUUCACCCCUGCUACGUAUCGUCAGCGUGGCCGAGGCGCCUCGCGUCAAGGAUCGAGAGAUCGGGACUGGGAAACCGGUUAUGGCGAAACCAUGUACGACCGACAGACGUACUGGGACGAAGAUGGGCAUGAGCGGAUGACAGAGUACGAUGGGAGGGGAUACUAUCCCCAGUCAGAGUACUUGCAAGACUAUGACAGGGAAGGAGGCGGAGGGGAUGGUAGAACAGAGUAUGGGCAGACCCAGUAUGGCGAUGGGAUGACUGCUGUUAUUGCUGAUGGCAUGGUCACCCACGCUCCUACUGCUCCCAGCCAAGCGGGCAGCGCCCAAAACCCAUUCGUCCCCGUUCCUCCCGUCCCUAGAGUUCCUUCCGCCUACUCAAUCCACAAGAAUAGUACCGUCCGGACGAACGCCGAUGGCCUCGAUGUACCACACUCGGUAGCAGCUCAAUCAGCAGGACAAGGACAAGGCCGAGAGACCGCAUAUGGAGCCAGCAUCUACGAUGCAUAUGGAGGCCCCGACUCGAGGCCUCAAACGCAAUUUACCGAACCGAGCACGUCAAACUUGCUACCAUGGCUCAACAAGGGUAGUCAGACACCCGCCCCGCCUGUGCCCGCUGUAGACGCUCAAUAUAGUCAUCGUGUCCCUUCGUCGCCUCGUCAAGGGAGCCCACCACAAGCGUCUGUGCAGCAACGCCAACAGAUGAUCAACUUGGAGGACGAGUACGAGCCUCGGGCGCCGCCAAGGGCUGUUAUGGCACAGACACCGCUCCCGAUGGCGCAGAAUGUACCGUUUGAUGGAGGGCUAGAGCAGGCGCCCAUUCCAACUUUCCGUUGA
This is a messenger RNA of Cryptococcus wingfieldii CBS 7118, 2268 nucleotides long. RefSeq lists its product as hypothetical. Bases 1 to 2268 code for a protein of 755 amino acids. The transcript has 4 exons. Lineage: Eukaryota; Fungi; Basidiomycota; Tremellomycetes; Tremellales; Cryptococcaceae. The record is from RefSeq and is a predicted model, not a curated record.